Molecule: messenger RNA, 958 nt
Organism: Camelina sativa (false flax)
Lineage: Eukaryota; Viridiplantae; Streptophyta; Magnoliopsida; Brassicales; Brassicaceae
Product: squamosa promoter-binding-like protein 3
Biological process (GO): flower development
Cellular component (GO): nucleus
Molecular function (GO): DNA binding; DNA-binding transcription factor activity
Source: RefSeq, a predicted model, not a curated record
CACAAAAUAAACCCUGGUCCUCGUCAGGUUUUAAGGAUACAUGUGUGUGUACACAAAAUAAUAGAGCACUCAAAGCUUGUUCGUACUUUUUUUUUUUACACAACACGCUAAUAAUUUUUAUACCUUUAGGACGUGAAGGGGAAAAUAAAAGAGUAAAAUUAUUGUGGUCCAACAACUUAAGCACCUAAGAUCCUUCCCCACUAUUGUUUUGGGGGUCCUUUAUUUCUCUUCCUCUUCUUGUUCCAUCUUUCAUGUGAGAUAGAGAGAGAGAGUGUGUGUUGAAUUUUGCAAAUGAGUAUGAGAAGAAGCAAGGCGGAAGGGAAGAGGAGUUUAAGAGAAUUGAGUGAGGAUGAGGAAGAAGAAGAAGGAGAAGAAGAAGAAACAGAAGAUGAAGAUACUUUUGAAGAAGAAGAGGCUUUGGAGAAGAAGCAGAAAGGUAAAGUUGCGAGUAGUAGUGGAGUUUGUCAGGUCCAGAGUUGUACCGCGGAUGUGAGCAAAGCCAAACAGUACCACAAACGACACAAAGUCUGCGAGUUUCAUGCCAAAGCUCCUCUUGUUCGGAUCUCUGGACUUCACCAACGUUUCUGCCAACAAUGCAGCAGGUUUCACGAGCUCGGUGAGUUUGACGAAGCCAAGCGGAGUUGCAGGAGACGCUUAGCUGGACACAACGAGAGAAGGCGAAAAAGCACAAUUGAAUAAAGACGGUGAAAGGUGUGAGAUGCCGAUUUGAAGGUUAAUGAAACAGGCUUUGCUUACUCUCUUCUGUCAGUCUCUUUUAGCUCCUUGUCUUGUGAUCCCCUGUGUAUCUCUCUGUUUCUCCAUAAUGCCUGCAAUCAAAGCUAUAUGCUAAACCCUACGACAUAUUAAAUAAAUGCAUUGAGACUAAGUAAAAUGCUUGAAGAAAUAUGUGUAAGACUGUGUAAACUUAGGAAAUGUUAUUACAAGGCAAGAUCUUAUA